Messenger RNA from Amaranthus tricolor (Joseph's coat), 2667 nucleotides. Its product is annotated as dolichyl-diphosphooligosaccharide--protein glycosyltransferase subunit STT3A. The coding region runs from base 182 to 2521 and encodes 779 amino acids. The record is from RefSeq and is a predicted model, not a curated record. The transcript is spliced from 23 exons. Lineage: Eukaryota; Viridiplantae; Streptophyta; Magnoliopsida; Caryophyllales; Amaranthaceae. Gene Ontology annotation, molecular function: oligosaccharyl transferase activity. Gene Ontology annotation, cellular component: membrane.
GCCUAAAAAAUUAAGAAAUAACUUUGACUCGUAAUAAUCCACGCAAAUUGUCAAAUUAACAGCGCUAGUUUAUUUACAGUGUUUACAAGUCUUCUUCCGAGGUCUUCUGAUGAAACUCUUCAACUAAGCCAGUGCUCUCUAAACCCCUAAAAAAACUCUCAAUCUCUCUCAUUUCGCAUCAAUGGCGGACACUGAGACCGCCAGUGGAUCGUCUCUGCGAAACGCAUUUGGAAAUGUGCUUGCUGUUUUCAUCCUUAUUCUCAUUGGUGUUCUCGCUUUCUCGAUCCGUCUUUUUUCUGUCAUCAAGUACGAGAGUGUCAUUCAUGAAUUUGAUCCGUAUUUCAACUAUCGAGUCACCCAGUUUCUCACAAAGAAUGGCAUAUAUGACUUUUGGAACUGGUUUGAUGACAGAACCUGGUAUCCACUGGGUCGUGUAAUUGGUGGAACAGUAUACCCUGGGUUAACGCUGACUGCAGGUACCAUGUGGUGGAUUCUACAUUCUUUGAACAUCCCUUUGUCUGUAGAGACUGUUUGUGUGUUUACUGCACCAAUAUUUUCUGCUUUUGCGUCAUGGGCGACCUACCUCCUUACAAAGGAAGUGAAGGGUACAGGUGCAGGAUUGACAGCUGCAUUACUCUUGGGAAUGGUUCCAUCCUAUAUAUCUCGAUCUGUGGCCGGAAGCUAUGACAAUGAAGCUGUAGCUAUUUUUGCUUUGAUUUUUACCUUCUAUCUUUAUAUCAAAACAUUGAACACAGGUUCUCUGUUUUAUGCAACUUUGAAUGCACUGGCAUACUUUUAUAUGGUUUGCUCCUGGGGAGGAUACACAUUCAUAAUUAAUCUUAUUCCUAUGCAUGUGCUCCUUUGCAUUGUUACUGGCCGAUAUUCUCACAGGCUGUAUAUUGCAUAUGCUCCCCUGGUUGUAUUGGGUACAUUGUUGGCUGCAUUGGUUCCUGUUGUUGGUUUCAACGCUGUCAUGACGUCAGAACAUUUUGCUUCGUUUUUGGUGUUCAUUAUCCUCCACGUGGUUGCACUGGUGUAUUACAUCAAGGGAGUCCUUUCACCACAAAUGUUCAAAGUAGCUGUAACUCUUGUAGUAACAGUUGGCCUGGCAGUUUGUUGUGCUGUUGUAGCAGUACUCAUAGCACUUGUGGCUUCUAGUCCCACAAAGGGGUGGAGUGGACGAAGUCUUAGUCUCCUUGAUCCAACUUAUGCAAGCAAAUACAUACCAAUCAUUGCUAGUGUUAGUGAACAUCAACCUCCUACAUGGCCAUCUUACUUCAUGGACAUUAAUGUAUUGGCAUUCUUGGUUCCUGCUGGAAUUAUUGCCUGUUUUUCACCACUUUCUGAUGCAAGCUCGUUCGUGGUCCUCUACAUUGUGACGUCAGUGUACUUUUCUGGUGUUAUGGUGCGUCUUAUGCUAGUUCUUGCUCCAGCGGCAUGCAUAUUGUCUGGAAUUGCUCUUUCGGAAGCCUUUGAUGUUUUUGCUCGGUCUAUCAAAUUUCAACUGCCUGCAGCAGCAGAUUCAUCAUCAGAUGAGACAGGAGAAGUCGGAAAUGCUCAGAUACAAAAUAAUAGCCAAAAAACAGAUAAAAAUGAUGAUGCAACAAAGGACCGGCCCUUGAGAAAAGGAAAGAAGAAGGAGAAGGAAAAGGAGAAGGAAGCUUCAGGGAAGGCUUCAUUGAAGUCCCGCAUUGAGAAAAGACUUCUUGUUUUACCCUUUGAAACAUCUCUUAUUGCCUUGUUCUUGAUCGUUCUGCUGGGUGCUUUCUAUGUGGUGCAUUGUGUCUGGGCGGCAGCAGAAGCAUACUCAGCACCAUCUAUCGUUUUGACAUCUCAUACGCAUGAUGGUCUGCACGUUUUUGAUGAUUUCAGAGAGGCCUAUGCUUGGUUAAGCCACAACACUGAUGUUGAUGAUAAAGUGGCAUCCUGGUGGGACUAUGGAUACCAAACGACAGCAAUGGCCAACCGUACUGUCAUUGUUGACAAUAAUACGUGGAAUAAUACUCACAUUGCUACAGUUGGAACUGCUAUGUCUUCUCCUGAAAAGGCAGCAUGGGAAAUUUUUAACUCUUUAGACGUUAAAUAUGUCCUUGUUGUAUUUGGAGGUCUUGUGGGAUACCCCAGUGAUGACAUCAACAAGUUCCUAUGGAUGGUUCGUAUAGGAGGAGGGGUAUUCCCUCAUAUCAAGGAACCUGAUUAUCUGAGAGAUGGUCAGUAUCGGAUCGACUCUCAGGCAACACCUACUAUGCUGAAUUGUUUGAUGUACAAGCUUUCGUAUUUCAGAUUUGUAGAGACCGAUGGAAAAGGAUUCGACAGAGUGAGGAAGACUGAAAUUGGGAAGAAACAUUUCAAGCUUACGCAUUUUGAGGAGGCAUUUACAUCUCAUCACUGGAUGGUUCGAAUUUAUAAAUUGAAGCCUCAAAAGAACAGAAUAAGAGGAAAGGGCAAGAAAUUAAAAUCGAAAACAAGCUCAGCCAACUCAAAGAGAAGCAGCGCCACCAAAAGAAAUCCAUGGCAAUAACUUAUUUUCUCUUUUGGUUUUUGCAAAUUCAUAGAGUAGGGAAGUCAUAGGUCAAUCACUUGUAACCCAUAGUUAUAUGCUUGGACUUCAAGAGAAAAACAAUGAGCAUAGUUCAUGAAAUAUAAGCAAUGGCUUACCUACUUGCU